Bactrocera dorsalis (oriental fruit fly) is the source of this 4366-nucleotide messenger RNA. It is a transcript of the gene Vsx1, whose product is annotated as homeotic protein labial. Gene Ontology annotation, biological process: regulation of transcription by RNA polymerase II. The transcript has 4 exons. Gene Ontology annotation, molecular function: DNA-binding transcription factor activity, RNA polymerase II-specific; sequence-specific double-stranded DNA binding. The record is from RefSeq and is a predicted model, not a curated record. NCBI's taxonomy places the organism in Eukaryota, Metazoa, Arthropoda, Insecta, Diptera, Tephritidae. Gene Ontology annotation, cellular component: nucleus. Bases 540 to 2819 code for a protein of 759 amino acids.
UGCUGUGCGCGUUGUUUCGAAUUCGUGUUGUGCUGUGUGGCGUUGAGGCAAACAACAGCCGUCGCUGUCGCAGUUGGAAAAAGACACCAACCACAACGCACGUGUAACGCGCACCAAGUGAGACGAGUUGCCGUACGAAAAAUAUAUAUGUAUGUACACACUUAGCGGUACGCAGCAACAAAAAAGUGGCAAUUAUAGUGAUUUUUUUCUUUGUGGCUGCCAAAGACAAGUGAAUUAGUAAUUAAAGCGGAGCAAGCAAUAAAGGACGUAUUUUUAGUGAAAAAAAAACAAAGAAACUGUUGUGAAAGUGACCGUUUCAGUAAAAACUGUUAUGAGCAACCAGUUUACCAGUGCAAUUUAAAUCGAAAAAACGCUCAGGUAAAUAUGACAGGAAAAAACUGCAGUGAAUUUUAAAUAUCAAAACACAACUGCUUCGGAACACUCCAACAAAAUAGUAAACAAACGUGUAGUGCUAAAACCCUACAAACCAACAACACGCUUAAACAGUUACACGCGCAACAAAUUUGCCGUCGGCAAAAAUGCAAGCAACGAAAAUGCGCACGCCCUUCGCCAUACAGGAGAUACUCGGCUUGGGUGUAGGCUCGGCGGCUGCGGCUGCUGCCGCCAACUAUCAGCAGGCGCAGCAGCUCAGUCAGCAGCAGCAGCAGCAACAACAACAACAGCUGCAACACAGCCAGCAGCAGCAGCAACCAUUGCAAUUGCAACAACAACAAUCACCUACUUCACAAACUCAGCAGCAGCAACAGCAGCAGCGGCAUAGCAGCACUACAACAAAUUGCACACCACCACCACCCGCCGCUACACCCACCGCCACGGAAUGCAAUAAUGCACCACUCUCACCUGCCUCUUCGCACGGACGCCCGACACGUGAUUCCCGUUCUAUAUCGCCCGAUGUGACGCGUCUGUCUGCAGCGGCUGCGGCGGCAGCCGCUACCGCGCACUGUCAACUGCCUAUUUUUAAUCCAGCGAACUUUUAUGCAGCAGCCGGUUAUGCCGACCAUGCGGGGCAGCUGAAUGCGGCACAUCAUCAUCACAUGACGACGUUGGCAGCAGCGGCGUACCUGCGUGGCUUUUUGCCGCCGGGCUUCAGCACGCCGCAUGAGUUUCGCGGACACUUUCAGCAGCAUUUUGGCAGUCAAUUUGCGGAACAAGCCGCACGUGGUGCCCAAGACUACACAAAUAGCCUAAACAAUAAUAAUAACAACAACAACAACGAUGAUGUACACUCGCCCAACAAAGCGCACUCAAGCAACGGCUCUAACGGCAGCAGCAUCUCACAUAUGUCCGCAACGAAUGGUAGCAGUCUGACGAGUAGCGGCAGCGCCACAUCCGCCAACAACAAUGGCGCUACGAAUAACAACGGCGGCAACAACAAUAACAACACGUCACCAGCAAUACGGCCCACACUUUCACCCGCCGAACAUGCGGCUGCCGCUUUGGCGCAUCAUGCUGCCGCAGCUGCUGCAGCACACCACGCGCACUCACAUCAUCAACAUGGCCACCAUCAUGCGCAUCAUGCACACACGCACGCUCUACAUGGCCAUCAUCCGCAUCAUGCACACCACCAUCCACAUGCGCAUCAUCCACACGCCCAUCAUCCGCAUGCCGGCGCCACACAUGAGGCAUUCCUUAAUGGCGCUGCAGCGGCGGCGGCGGCAGCAGCUGCCAUCGGUAGCGGCAUGGCCGGUGCCGGAAGUGUUGUGGGCGCACCUAAUGGCCUGCUCGGACACGGCGGUGAUCCUAGCGCGUUGCUGGGCGGUGCCGGCCCCGGUGGUGCAGGCGGUUUAAGUAGUAAAAAGAAGAAUAAACGACGUCAUGGCCGUACAAUAUUUACGAGCAAUCAAUUGGAAGAGCUGGAGAAGGCUUUCAAGGAGGCGCAUUAUCCGGAUGUUAGCGCACGUGAGCUACUCUCGAUGAAGACGGGCUUGGCUGAGGAUCGCAUACAGGUUUGGUUCCAGAAUCGCCGCGCCAAAUGGCGAAAAACGGAGAAAUGCUGGGGUCAUAGCACCAAAAUGGCCGAAUAUGGACUUUAUGGUGCCAUGGUGCGACACUCGUUGCCGCUACCCGAAACUAUACUGAAAUCUGCAAAAGACGACGAAUCAGUGGCUCCUUGGCUACUCGGCAUGCAUAAGAAAUCACUCGAAGCUGCCGAUAUACUGAAAUCGGAUGAAAGUGAUCGCGAAACACCGACCUCAGACGACACGAAUACCUCCUAUUCCGCGGGCAGCACACACAACUCGCCGAUCUCUUCAUUUUCCAUAUCACGUUUGCUCUUCGACGCACCAACCAAGCACAAGCGACAUCAUGACGUGGGUAGUAGUGGUGUUAUGGGUGGCGGUAUGGAUCUAGCUAAUGGCGCUAUGAGUGGUCUAGCUGAGCAAGCACAUGCACAGGCGCACGCACAUGUUAUGCAACAUCAUCCCUACAAUCAACAACAACACUUGCAACAUGUACAACAUCUGCAGCAAUUACAUCAACAACAAUUGGCCGAACAGCAUGCCGAAGCACAACGUCGACAACAAGCAGCACAUCAACAUCAACAACAAUUGUUGGCGGCGGAAGCGGAAAUGCAGCGCAGACGACAGGAGGCGCAUGAACAGCGUGUACGCGAACGUGAAGCCGAGGCGGAUGAGGAACCGAUGUGUGAUGAUGAUGACGAUGAAUGUGAUAGGGAAGAAAUUGACAUCUGUGACGAUGUGGACGAUGAUAAGGAUAUUAAAAUGUUGUUGAGCGCUGAGAGCGCCGCAAAGCGGAUCAAGCAAGAGAGCAGUGCGUCAAUGGCGCUGGAGAGCAGAUGAAAUAUGUGUAUUGAUGUGCUGUUGUAAGGGGGGGUGUAGUGUGAAAAGCGAAAUAAUGUUGUUCGAGUAACUCAAGCGUUACGGUAUAAAAAUACUGGCGGAAAUGUGAAAUUUUGAAAUAAAUUGGCUAAGACGAGCAUCUUUGCAUUAACUCAUGCUUGUUUCAUGAUUUUGAAUGCACUUAUGUACAUUGAAGAAAUGAAAAACAAAUUCAAGUGAAAAAAGCACAAUAUGAGCACUCUGUUAAAAAUUCUAUUUCUUAUAAAUAUGCUGUUAAGAAAAUAAAAUUGUUUAUGAAAAUUACUCUCUUUAAGUGGAGAUUUAGAGCUUCAGGGAAAUGGUGCAUAUAUUAAAUUUGCAAAAAUUUAUAAUUUUAAAACAAAAAAUAUCUGAAAACGUUAUUUACAAACAUUAAGUAACAGAAAACGCAUAGCAAGUGGCAUCACUAAGCUAAAUUUGUUCAGUAAUUUUUUUAAUAUAAAUCAAUGCUGAUGGUAUUAUUGCAAAAUUUAGAAUUCUGAAAAUUCACAGUAAUAACUUCACCACCACGUUAAAUUAAAUCGAAUUAUAAACUUCCUUUUACAAUUGAAUUUCUGAAAAUGUUUGCUUCGUCCAUUAACUAAAGCUUCAAUGCACUGCGCUUGAGGAUUUAUAAAUAUUGCAUUUGAUUCACGUGUGAACUGACCUAAGCAAAUAACAAUCGAUUUUAUAUCGAUUGUUUAAACUCAACGCACAUGCAUACAAUUUGAAUAGUAAACAUUUUUUUCUAACAAGUGCACAUUAAAAUAUAAUUUUAAAUAAAUAUAUAACACACAACGAAGCUUUUUUCAUAGAAAAAUUCGCAGUAACAGAAAUAAACACACAUUUAAUAUAUUUAAUACAAACAAACGACACUACAUGCAACGACAUGAUCAAUAAAAUGGCACACGAAUAUAAACAAUAUUUGUAACAGUAGUUUUGAGCAUUUACUGCAACUGUAAAUAAUGCAAAUAUGUAGAUGUACAUAUGUAUGCACUCGUACAUAAGUACAUUUGUAAGUGAGAAGCGCUAGAAAUGCAUUUGUAGCACAAAUUACACCCAAAAAAUAUUUAAAUGCAAUCAAAAUUUAGGAAAUAAUAAUAUUUAAUAAAAAAAUAAGAAAAAGUAUAAAUUACAUUUAGCAACAAAUACACUCUUUCUACUAUGAAGCACAUGAAAUUCGAUUUGAAUUAUUACAAAAUAUAAAUAUGUAUAGCAUAAAAUAUAGAUUUAGUGUAAGCAAUUUCAUUGUGAUUUAAUUUAGUAAUUUUUAGUUUAUUUUACGUUCGUACCCAGUGUUGUAUGUACAUAAAUAUAUAAAUAAUAAUUGAAAAUCGAAAUUUACUUAAUAAAUAUUUAAGAAGAUCUUACUUUAAGCUUUGCAAGUCCAAAAGUGUUCUUUGAUUAACUGGUAGAUAUAAUGCAAAUUUUAUGGAAGAAAAUGGUAUACAAAUAAAACGAAAUAAAAAUUAAAUUGAAAAUAAAAAUAAAAAAGAGAAAUUAUAAUAAAAGUUUAAAAUUAAACUAAU